This is a messenger RNA of Radiomyces spectabilis, 255 nucleotides long. RefSeq lists its product as uncharacterized. The transcript is spliced from 2 exons. The record is from RefSeq and is a predicted model, not a curated record. The annotation marks the transcript as partial. NCBI's taxonomy places the organism in Eukaryota, Fungi, Mucoromycota, Mucoromycetes, Mucorales, Radiomycetaceae.
GGAUGAUCCUGUGGAUUUUUUGGACGCCACUUCUCCUUCUGGGAUCGGGCCGUUGUACUUGCAGUUGUUGGGCUGUAUUUUUUACUACCGCCAAGGAGAUAUUUGGCCAUUUCUGCAGCCCUUUUUGCUUGUUGAUAUACGAUUUCAGCUUGAGCUUGUUAAAUCUGUUAUCCUUAUCGUAAAACGCGCAGAUAGUGUCGUAAUGAUUCAACCGAUAUUCAACAGCAGCGACGAAAAUGUUCAAAUCGGACGUUU